AUGUUUGAAAGCGCCGGUUUUUCCCGUAGCAAUCCUUAUUACAUUGUCAAACAAGGAAAGAUAACCCAACUUGCCACUGCUCCUGAUAGUCAACGCCUAAAGCUUCUUCGUGAGGUGGCCGGCACUCGGGUAUAUGACGAGAGAAAAGCAGAAAGCAAAUUAAUUUUUCGUGAAUCUGAGGCGAAGCGUGAACAAAUUUCCAAACUGUUGGAGAGCAUUGAAGAACGCUUGGGUACCUUAGAGAAUGAGACCAAAGAGCUGAAGGAGUACCAGCGCUGGGAUCGCGAUCGUCGAGCCCUCGAGUAUACUAUCUAUGAUCGUGAAUUGAAAGAGACUCGUCGAAAACUGGAGGAGCUUCAAUCACGCCGAGAACAAAGCAGUGAGAGCACAGCUGAAAUACGCCGUGCGGCUAAGGACACUGCAGCUCAGAUUGAGCGUUUGGAACGAGAAUUACGUGACACUCGACUGAAGGAGGCACAGCUUCAAGAUGAAGCGGAGCAGGUGCAACACUCGGUUAGCGCAAUUUUGCAGCGCCGAGAGCAGUUGCAGUUGACUUGUGGAGACUACACCAAUACACUUCGCAGUGGCAAGUCAGCACGUGAGCGUGCGGCAGAGGAACUGAACCGAGUGAAUGCUCAGAUCGAGGUGGUUGAACAGCGCCUCGCCGAGCUGAAACCUGAAUACAAGGCGGCUCGACAGAAGGAGGACGAUUUAGCCAAUGCUCUUUCUGACGCGGAGCACCGCAGAAAGGAGUUGUUUGCGAAACAGGGUCGUGUAAACCAGUUUCGAUCUCGUGUUCAAAGAGAUGAGUGGAUAAAGAAUCAAAUGAAAAGCCAGGCCAAGGCGAUUAAGGAUAAAGAGAACACUAUUGCGAAGCUCACGGAGGAAAUUAAAAAGGAUGAUGAACGUCGUGCCCAACUAGAAAAGGAUUUGGAAGGGGCAGAAGAGAAUCUAAACACCGUUCGCACUGAACUCGAUGCAGUGAGCGAAGAUUCGCGUCGUCUGCGUCGAGAGAAGGAGGAGACACAGGCGGAUCGUCAGACGGUGUAUAGGGAGGAAACGAGAAUCGCACAGGAACUAAACAAUUGGCGUGAUGAGCUUGCGCGCACCGAACACAGUCUUCGAUCCAUUACGGGGAAAGUUAUUCUUAACGGCCUUGAUUCUGUUCGCAAAGUGAUAGAAAUAUUCAGAGACCGAUUCGGGCCGGAGUGCGAGAUAGUACAGGGCUACUACGGCACGCUGAUUGAGCUGUUGGAGUGUCCAGAGGACUUCUACACCUGUGUGGAAGUGACGGCGGGCGCGCGGCUCUUCUACCACGUGGUGCAGUCGGAUCGUUACGUGAUCAAAAUCAUCAAUGAGAUCAACAAGCACAAUCUGCCUGGUGAGGUUCACUUCCUGCCCAUCAACAAGCUCUACGUGAAGGAGUCCCACUACCCCGAAGUUGAGGGUGCCAUUCCCAUGAUCUCACGCCUCAAAUUUGACGACAAAUUCCGUCCUGUCAUGGUGCACAUCUUUGGCAAGACGCUCAUUUGCAGCAGCCUCGAGGUGGCCACCCAGCUUGCACGUCGGCAGAACUUUGAUUGUAUUACUCUUGAUGGUGAUCAGGCCUCAAGAAAGGGCACUCUGACAGGCGGUUACUAUGAUAACCGAAUGUCACGACUGGAACUUCAAAGACGGAAGCAAAAGACGGAGAUGGAGAUUCAGGAGACGGAGAACGUGCGGGAGAACAACGCUAAGAGGAAAGAGCAAGUAGACGCCCAGAUAAAUCGCAUCAUUGAUGAGGCGCAGCGCAAGGAGACUGUUCAAUCGAAGUUAGAGAUGACGUUUGACAAGCUAAAGAAGGAUAUACACUUGUGGAAGGAGGAGUUGCGUGCAAAGACUGAGGCAAGACCACAAAAGGAGUGGAAACUCUCGUCCUUAAGGCAUGACUUAGACCAGAUGAAGUACACCAUGGAGUCUUAUAAGGCCGAGCUAGGAACGGAACUGCCUAGUCAGUUGUCUGUUCAGGAGCAGAGGGAAGUGGAUCGAUUGAACGACAAGAUACAGGCACUGACGCGCGAAGCCAAAGAAGCCUACAGACAGCGCAUGAAUUUGGAGACAGAGAAGACGGAGAAGGAGACCCAGCUGGAGCACAACCUUUUCCGAAAACGUGAGCAGCUCGAAGCUGAACUCGCCGAGGUCUCUGAACAAGACCUUGCUGAACGUCUGCGGGAGGCACAGGAGGAGUUAAAAGAAGCGGAUAAUAGGAUAGAAGCGGAGGAGCGGACAGUGGACGAGGUGGAAAGCCGUUUGGCCGCGCUGAUGCAGGAUCAGCGGCGACUGGAGGCAGAGUUGGAGGCAAAGCGGAUGGAGGAGAAAGACUAUGCGGAGCGCAUCCAGGAUGACCAGCAGAGCCUGGAGAAGAUGCAGUCGAAACAGAGUCAACUCUUCAAGAAGAAGGAAGAAAAUAUGAAGAAGAUCCGCGACCUUGGCUCCCUCCCCGCCGAUGCCUUUGAUAAAUUUCAGGAUAAGAGUCUCAAGCAGCUUUUAUCUGUUUACACGCGUCCCGCGCAGUUGUUUAAACUGUUGGACAAGGCAAAUCGUGAAUUGAAGCGAUACAGUCACGUGAACAAGAAGGCACUGGACCAGUUUGUGAGCCACUCGGAGGAGAAGGAGAAGUUAUUGAAACGGAAGGAGGAGCUGGACGAGGCGCAUCAGGCCAUUAUCGAUCUAAUGAACGCUCUUGACCAUCAGAAGUACGAGGCCAUCACUCUAACAUUCAAACAGGUGUCAAAGAACUUCCAGGAUAUCUUUAAGAGACUGGUCCCUGAGGGUCGCGCAGAGUUGGUCAUGCACCGCGGCAAAAAGCCGGCGGAGGGAGACGAGGAGGGCAGCGACGAGGGAGGUGGGACAUCGCCUGCAGCAGGAGUGCCAGUGCCAGAGGUAGAGUUGUUCACCGGCGUAGGGAUUCGCGUCUCUUUCACGGGGGAGACAGCGGACAUGCGGGACAUGAAUCAGCUCUCGGGUGGGCAGAAGUCUCUCGUGGCGCUUACCCUCAUCUUUGCUAUCCAAAAGUGUGAUCCGGCGCCAUUUUAUCUCUUCGACGAAAUCGAUGCCGCGCUGGACGCUCAGUACCGUGCCGCGGUGGCCGACAUGAUCCGGGAUCUUAAAUCGGACGCUCAGUUCAUCACUACAACCUUCCGACCAGAGCUGUUGGAGUCGGCCGAGAAGUACUACGGUGUCAAGUUCCGCAAUAAGGUCUCACACAUCGAAUGUGUGACCAAAGAGGAGGCACUGGACUUCGUGGAGGAUGAUCAAACCCACGGUUAA
This is a messenger RNA of Echinococcus granulosus, 3309 nucleotides long. Its product is annotated as Structural maintenance of chromosomes protein 3. The transcript has 16 exons. Gene Ontology annotation, biological process: mitotic sister chromatid cohesion. Lineage: Eukaryota; Metazoa; Platyhelminthes; Cestoda; Cyclophyllidea; Taeniidae. The coding region runs from base 1 to 3309 and encodes 1102 amino acids. Gene Ontology annotation, molecular function: cohesin loader activity; protein binding; ATP hydrolysis activity. The record is from RefSeq and is a predicted model, not a curated record. Gene Ontology annotation, cellular component: chromosome.